Molecule: messenger RNA, 1702 nt
Organism: Acanthopagrus latus (yellowfin seabream)
Lineage: Eukaryota; Metazoa; Chordata; Actinopteri; Spariformes; Sparidae
Product: cytochrome c oxidase assembly factor 7
Exons: 3
Coding region: 38-730 (230 amino acids)
Cellular component (GO): mitochondrial intermembrane space
Molecular function (GO): protein binding
Source: RefSeq, a predicted model, not a curated record
UAUAGUGGAGUUAAAAGGCAGGCGUGCGAGCUGAAAUAUGGCUGGACUUAUCAACUUCGAAGAUGAGAACGAAGUGAAGCAGUUUCUGGAUAAUUUGGGAGUGGAGUACAGCUUUCAGUGCUACAAAGAGAAGGAUCCUGAAGGGUGCCAAAGGCUUGCAGACUACUUGGAGGGCGUGAAGAAAAACUAUGAAUCUACAGCGCAGGUGCUCAAACACAACUGUGAGACAUAUGGACAUGGAGAGAGCUGCUACAAACUGGGGGCUUACCAUAUCACAGGCAAAGGUGGAAUGACUGAGUGUCUAAAAACAGCCCACUCCCUAUUCACGCGCUCCUGCAAUUCUGGAGGAAAGAAGUCCACAGAUGCCUGCCACAACGUCGGACUGCUGGCCCAUGACGGACGAGCUCUGGGGGGAUCACCUGACCUUACAUCAGCCCGGCAGUACUAUGAGAAGGCCUGUGCCGGUGGCUUCGCUCCAUCCUGCUUUAACCUCAGCGCCUUGUUCAUUGAGGGCAAUUCUAAAGGGCUGGCACCAGAUAUGACUCAGGCUCUGAAGUACGCUAACAGGGCUUGUGAGCUGGGACACGUGUGGGGCUGCGCCAACGCAAGUCGUAUGUACAGACUUGGGGAUGGUGCGGAGAAGGAUGAGAAGAAAGCCGAGGAGCUGAAGAAUCGAGCGAGGGAGCUGCAUGGUAUGGAGAAGGAGAGGCAGCUCAAGUUUGGGGAGUGACUGUGACGCACUCACAUUAAAUUAUUAUUGUUUUGCUUUGCCUAACCAUGUGGUGUUUGUAAGAACAAGUUGGUUUAUUAAGUGUGCACAGACAAGAUCUGUUCAGGUUGUGUAAUAGUAGGAGAUGAUCUGUUUAAGAAUGAGUGGUUACAUUUACAUCUAUACCUCAUUUUAUAGUCUAUACAGUAAGGUUAAGGGAGCAACAUUAACCUGACGUGUAGAGUUCAGCCAAAUGUACACAAUGUGAAAGUAAUAGCAAUAAAAUGAAGUGUGAUUUAUGAACAGCAGUUGAUUUUUAAUCAUGGUAGUGAAUGUCUGUGAUUUGUGGUAUGGAAAUGGAUAGGCAGAGCUUUAUAGUAGGAAUGCAUGAUAAUAUUGGCACAUCAAAUGUAUCAGCUGGUGAAAUAUUACGAUGGGCCAGAAAUGAAUAUAUCUCAGUGAAUGUGUACAUUUUGACAAGCAAUUCAUGUCUACCAGUGGGCCAUCGUGAUAAGAGUAGGCAUAAUACCUUAAUUCCACUUCAGGAGAGAUUUUAAGUAUUUAUUCAGGUGGAAAAAAACUUAUCCUAUUAAUCUACCAAAAUAAGUCAGAAAAUCCCUUCAUAAUCGAUACUGGCUAAAAUCCAAUAUUGUGCAUUGUCAUCAGCAGUUGGAAGUCAGUGCACUGCCAUCAGAUCAUAAUCAUGUUGUCAUGUACAUCAGCCUUCAUACAAUAUUAUGUGUAAAUAUAUGUUGAGUGUGUUAUGAAUGUGGUAUGCAACUGUUAGAAAACAGGACAUCAUUUGAUUUAAUCUGAAUGAGACCUUGCUGGAAUUGACAAACCUUGUGGAAGAUGACAAAUGUGUGGCCUCAGAUUUGUGAAACUUUUGUGUACUUGUACUACCUCUAAACUUGUGGAACAUAGUUUUGAAAUUACAGUGGUUUAAAACAGUUGGACAAUGUCAUUAAAGGGCACCUCCACCAAUUGUACACA